CGCCUGCGCAUCGGGAAGUGGGUGCUGCGCUCGGCAUGGGCGAGCCUGAGCCGGAGGCGGAGCAGAUCCGUCUGAAGUGUAUCCGUAAGGAAGGCUUCUUCACAGUGCCUCCAGAACACAGGCUGGGACGGUGCCGGAGCGUGAAGGAGUUUGAGAAGCUGAACCGCAUCGGGGAAGGCACCUACGGCAUCGUGUAUCGGGCCCGGGACACGCAGACCGACGAGAUUGUCGCGCUGAAGAAAGUGCGGAUGGACAAGGAGAAGGACGGGGUCCCCAUCAGCAGCCUGCGCGAGAUCACGCUGCUCCUCCGCCUGCGCCACCCGAAUAUCGUGGAGCUGAAGGAGGUGGUUGUGGGGAGCCACCUGGAGAGCAUCUUCCUGGUGAUGGGUUACUGUGAGCAGGACCUGGCCAGCCUUCUGGAGAACAUGCCAACGCCCUUCUCGGAGGCCCAGGUGAAGUGCAUUGUGCUGCAGGUGCUGCGGGGCCUCCACUACCUGCACCGAAACUUCGUCAUCCACAGGGACCUGAAGGUUUCCAACCUGCUCAUGACCGAUAAGGGCUGCGUGAAGACAGCGGAUUUCGGCCUGGCCCGGGCCUACGGCAUCCCAGUGAAGCCAAUGACACCCAAGGUGGUCACGCUGUGGUACCGAGCCCCUGAGCUGCUGCUGGGAGCCACCACGCAGACCACCAGCAUCGACAUGUGGGCCCUGGGCUGUGUCCUGGCCGAGCUGCUGGCCCACAAGCCCCUCCUCCCCGGCACCUCGGAGAUCCACCAGGUGGACCUGAUCGUGCAGCUGCUGGGGACGCCCAGCGAGAACAUCUGGCCGGGCUUCUCCAAGCUGCCGCUGGCCAGCCAGUACAGCCUGCGGAAGCAGCCGUACAACAACCUGAAGCACAAGUUCCCGUGGCUCUCAGAGGCCGGCCUGCGCCUGCUGAACCUGCUCUUCAUGUAUGACCCGAAGAAAAGGGCGGCGGCUGGAGACUGCCUGGAGAGCUCCUACUUCAAGGAGAAGCCCCUGCCCUGCGAGCCCGAGCUCAUGCCCACCUUCCCUCACCACCGCAACAAGCGGGCCGCCCCGGCCCCCUCCGACAGCCAGAGCAAGCGCGGCAGGCCCUGACCACGGGCGGCCCCUGCCAGCCAGGCCAACAGGCCCGAGACCACAGCGGGACGCACCUGCGGCUUCAGCUGACCGCACGGAUGCCUACUGCCGCCACCUGCCACGGCCCCAGAACAGCGGGGCGAUGUGGGUGAUGCGCCCCCAGGCCGCCCCCCGCCCCCGGGCUGGGCUGGGCAGCAAUACCUGGUGGCCGCACCAGGCCUGCCCACUGCUGUGCCCUUGGCUCCUCGGAGUUCAGAGGGCACCUCAGGCCUCGGGUGUGUGGCUUCCCCAGGCCACCAGGCUUCCCAGGGGCAGGGCUGGCGGGGCUCGGUGACUGCAGUCUGGGUCGUGACCGCUGGGACCCCAGAGCAAGGCCCUGGGUUGGGGCCUGAGCCCCACGGGCCAGUCACAUGGUCAGCGCCACAAGAACUCAGAUAAAAGCUCU
Pteronotus mesoamericanus is the source of this 1545-nucleotide messenger RNA. RefSeq names its product cyclin dependent kinase 10 (gene CDK10). Gene Ontology annotation, molecular function: cyclin-dependent protein serine/threonine kinase activity; ATP binding. The transcript is spliced from 13 exons. Gene Ontology annotation, cellular component: nucleus. Bases 36 to 1118 code for a protein of 360 amino acids. Gene Ontology annotation, biological process: regulation of mitotic cell cycle; protein phosphorylation. NCBI's taxonomy places the organism in Eukaryota, Metazoa, Chordata, Mammalia, Chiroptera, Mormoopidae. The record is from RefSeq and is a predicted model, not a curated record.